Messenger RNA from Agelaius phoeniceus (red-winged blackbird), 6966 nucleotides. It is a transcript of the gene BRWD1, whose product is annotated as bromodomain and WD repeat domain containing 1. The record is from RefSeq and is a predicted model, not a curated record. Lineage: Eukaryota; Metazoa; Chordata; Aves; Passeriformes; Icteridae. Gene Ontology annotation, cellular component: nucleus. Gene Ontology annotation, biological process: regulation of cell shape; cytoskeleton organization; regulation of transcription by RNA polymerase II. Gene Ontology annotation, molecular function: protein binding.
GCCGAGCCGGGCCCGCCGCCCUCAGCCCGCCAUGGCCGAGCCUGCGGCCUCUUCCAGCUCCGGCGCGUCGCUGCCGCUCAUUGAAUCAGAGCUUUACUUCCUCAUCGCCCGGUUCCUGAGCACCGGGCCCUGCCGGAGAGCGCUGAAGGUGCUGGUGCAGGAGCUGGAGCAGCACCAGUUGCUUCCCAAAAGGUUGGAUUGGCAAGGAAAUGAGCAUUAUAGGAGUUAUGAAGAAUUGGUGCUGUCCAACAAACACGUGGCUCCAGAUCAUUUAUUACAAAUUUGCAAACGUAUUGGCCCUAUCCUGGAUAAGGAGAUCCCACCCAGCAUUUCCAGAGUCAAUUCCUUACUUGGGGCAGGCAGACAGUCCUUGCUACGGACAGCAAAAGAUUGCAGGAACACUGUUUGGAAGGGCUCUGCAUUUGCUGCUCUGCAUCGAGGCAGACCCCCUGAAAUGCCUGUGAACUAUGGCACCCCCCCAAACCUUGUGGAGGUGCAUCGAGCAAAGCAAUUGACUGGAUAUGCCAAGUUCAGCACCUCAUUCCCAGGGACUAUGUACCAGCAUGUCAAGAUGCACAGGAGGAUCCUUGGCCAUCUCUCUUCUGUGUAUUGUGUUGCAUUUGACAGGACUGGACACAGAAUAUUUACUGGCUCAGAUGACUGUCUGGUGAAGAUCUGGUCCACCCACAAUGGCAGAUUAUUUGCCACCUUACGAGGACAUUCAGCAGAGAUCUCUGACAUGGCUGUGAACUAUGAGAACACCAUGAUUGCAGCUGGCAGCUGUGACAAGAUGAUCAGAGUCUGGUGUCUGAGGACUUGUGCACCAGUUGCUGUCCUCCAUGGGCACACAGGGUCCAUUACCUCACUGCAGUUCAGUCCCAUGGUGAAAGGCUCCCUGAGGUACAUGGUCUCCACUGGGGCUGAUGGAACUGUUUGCUUUUGGCAGUGGGAUACAGAUUCCAUGAAAUUCAACACCAAGCCAGUGAAGUUCACAGAGAAGCCCAGGCCAGGGGUUCAGAUGCUUUGUUCUUCCUUCAGUGUGGGUGGGAUGUUUUUAGCAACUGGCAGCACUGACCACGUCAUCAGGAUGUAUUUUUUUGGCUCUGAAACACCUGAGAAAAUAGCAGAAUUGGAAAGUCAUGCUGACAAAGUUGACAGCAUUCAGUUUUCUAAUGGUGGGGACAGGUUCAUUAGUGGCAGCAGAGAUGGGACAGCUCGGAUCUGGCGUUUCGAGCAGGCAGAGUGGAGGAGCAUUUUGUUGGAUAUGUCUGAUCGACUGCUGGGUGACACUUGUGCAGAAGAAGACAAAUUCAUGAAGCCUAAAGUAACCAUGAUAGCUUGGAACCAAAAUGACAACUAUGUUGUUACAGCUGUGAAUAAUCACCUGCUCAAAGUUUGGAAUUCCAGCACAGGGCAGUUGCUCCAUGACUUGGUGGGCCAUGCAGAUGAGGUGUUUGUCUUGGAGACCCAUCCCUUUGAUUGCAGGAUAAUGCUGUCUGCAGGCCAUGAUGGCAACAUCUUCAUCUGGGACAUCACCAAAGGCACCAAAACAAAGCAUUAUUUUAACAUGAUUGAAGGCCAGGGACAUGGAGCUGUUUUUGACUGUAAAUUUUCACCUGAUGGGCAGCAUUUUGCAUGCACAGAUUCUCAUGGGCAUCUGCUGAUAUUUGGCUUUGGCUGUAGCAGGCCUUAUGAAAAGAUCCCUGAUCAGAUGUUCUUCCACACUGACUACCGGCCGCUGAUCCGAGACUCCAACAACUACGUGCUGGAUGAGCAGACCCAGCAGGCCCCUCACCUCAUGCCCCCUCCCUUCCUAGUGGAUGUGGAUGGAAACCCUCAUCCCACUAAAUAUCAAAGAUUGGUGCCAGGAAGAGAGAAUUGUGCAGAUGAACAUUUGAUUCCUCAGCUUGGAUAUGUAGCAACAAGUGAUGGAGAAGUUGUUGAGCAGGUGAUUGGCCAGCAGACAGUUGACCAGGAUGAGCCAGGCUUGGAGCCCAGCAUUCUGGAUGGGAUGAUCAGACAGCUGCAGCUGGAACAGGAUCAGAGAACUGGAGCUGAUCAAGAAUCUGCUCCAAGUGGCCCCCAAAAUGGGGAGGGAACACCCAGGAGAGCUUUCAGAAGGCCAAGUCUGGACAUCCAGUCCCCGCCCAACAUCGGGCUGCGGCGCAGCGGGCAGGUGGAGGGCGUGCGGCAGAUGCACCAGAACGCCCCCCGCAGCCAGAUGGCCACCGAGAGGGACCUGCAGGCCUGGAGGCGCAGGGUGGUGGUGCCUGAGAUCCCCCCCAGCUUGCUCAGGAAACAGGAAGAAUAUCGGAUUGCAAAAGGGGAAGAAGAGAGAGAUCUUUAUGCAACAGAGAAUAAGAAGUCAUUUGAGUCACUGGAAAAGAGUGACUCUGAGUCGUCAUUAAUCCAGUCAAAGCGUCGACUGCACAGACGGAAAUAUUCCAACUACAGAACGCGGAAAAACAUUGAGCAGCUGGAGUCUUCUGAGGAGGACAGGGACAACUGCUUUGGCUUGAUAGAGCAGGAAGCUGAAGAAAGUGAGGGUUCUGGUUCAUCUGAUGAAGAGGAAGAGUGGAGAAGUGACAAGAAAAGCAACAGUAAUAGUUCUAGCGACUCCUCGAGCCGAUACUCGGACUGGAUCGCGGACGCGGGCAUCAACCUGCAGCCGCCGGUGCGCAGCUCGCGCAGGAACGCGCUGCGCUACUGCAGCACCUCCGAGGACGACGUGUCCGCCGAGAAAUCCUCUCCUCCCAAGAGGAGAAGGAGGAAGAGGAGGAAAAAACCCAAGCCUAAAAAGCAGGAAGAGGCUGAUGCUGCAGCACAACCCCUGAACUUGGAGCUGUCCUAUGACUGGCACCCUCCAGUGUGGAUCACAGACACGGCUCUGCGAAGGUCCCCCUUUGUCCCUCAGAUGGGGGACGAGGUGAUAUAUUUCCGACAAGGGCACGAAGCUUACAUUGAAGCAGUGAGGAGAAAUAACAUUUAUGAACUGAAUCCACACAAGGAGCCUUGGAGAAAGGUGGUGCUUAGGGAUCAGGAAUUGGUAAAAAUCGUUGGAAUCAGAUACGAGGUCGGUCCUCCCACGCUGUGUUGCCUCAAGCUUGCCUUUAUAGAUCAUGCCACGGGGAAACACACAGACAAAUCAUUUUCCAUCAGAUACCACGACAUGCCCGACGUCAUCGACUUCCUCAUCUUACGUCAGUUCUACGACGAAGCCCGGCAGAGGAACUGGCAGGCCUCCGACAGGUUCCGCUCCAUUAUUGACGAUGCCUGGUGGUUUGGGACAGUGCUGGGUCAGGAGCCUUACCAGCCUCAGUAUCCAGACAGUCACUUCCAGUGCUACAGUGUCAAAUGGGACAAUGGUGAAAUUGAAAAGCUGAGCCCGUGGGACAUGGAACCAGUCCCUGAUAAUGUUGAUCAGCCUGAGGAGUUAGGAGCAAGUGUCUCUGUGACUUUGGAGGAGGUGGAGAAGCUGCUGUACAAACCCCAGGAGGGGGAGUGGGGGAUGAAGUCCCGUGAUGAGGCCUGUGAGCGGAUUAUCCGUGGCAUUGAUCAGCUCAUGACUCUUGACAUCUCAGCAGCUUUUGCUGGCCCCGUGGACCUGUGCACGUACCCCAAGUACUGCACGGUGAUCGCGUACCCCACGGACCUGAACACCAUCCGCACCCGCCUGGCCAACCGCUUCUACAGGAGAAUUUCAGCAUUGGUUUGGGAAGUCAGAUACAUUGAAAGCAAUGCCAGAACCUUCAAUGAGCCUGGGAGUGCUAUUGCCAGAGCUGCAAAAAAAAUCACCACUCAGCUCCUGAAGUUUAUCAAUGACCAGGACUGUACAAAUAUUUUUGAAUUAUGUAGCACAACAGAUGAUGAGCAAGAUUGUCAUGAUGCUGAUCUGGAUGAUGAAAAAUGUGUUCCAAGAACAUCAUACAGAAGAAGAAAAGGACGGGGUUUAAAAAAAGGGAAAAACCUGAAAAGUGGCUAUGAUGAAAACUGUUGGAAGAAGCAGUGCAUGGAACUGGUGAAUUUAAUUUUCCAGUGUGAGGAUUCUGAACCUUUCAGGCAGCCAGUUGAUUUGGAUCAAUAUCCUGAUUACAGACAUAUUAUAGACACUCCAAUGGAUUUUGGUACAGUGAAGGAAACCCUGGAAGCUGGGAAUUAUGACACUCCAAUGGAACUGUGCAAAGAUAUCAGACUGAUAUUCAGUAAUGCAAAAUCUUAUACUCCAAACAAAAAGUCAAAGAUUUACAGUAUGACCUUGAGGUUGUCAGCGCUGUUUGAAGAGAAAAUCCGAAGAAUUGUUUCAGAUUUCAAAAAUGGGCAGAAACAGAAUGAGAAGCUAAGGAGAAACCAGAGGUACACGAGAAGAUUCAAUAAUCAAAGCUCAGUGCAGCAGCCCACCAAAAUGCUCAGAAAUCUGAAGCAGAAACCACUCAAGUCUCAGGCCAAACUUGAAUCUGAGCAGGAAGAUGCUUUUCCUCAGCCUACCUCAAGCAGAGCUGCCUGUGUCACAAGCCAUAAACCCAGCCCUGGCUCCUACCACCAGAGUUCCUCAGGAGAAUCCUCAGACUCUGCCUGCCUGGCAUCCUUUGAGAGGAAUGGGAAGGCCAGGUCCACACCACUGACCAAUUGUUCUGCUUUAUCAUCAGAGAGUGAAAUAGAAGGUUCUGGGGUUUCUUCAUCUUCUUCCUCUUCAUCUUCAUCCUCCUCAAGCAGCUCAGAAGACAGCAAAGGCUGUGCUGGGGCUCCUGUGUCCCCCUCUGCCCUGCACAACGGGGUGUGCAGGAGGAACAGCAGUCGCAGGCUGACUCGGAACCGAGCUGCUCCGAGGAAACAGACAGGAACGCUCCUGCAGGAGAACGGGAAUACAAGGAAAACAGUCAGGAAAAAGUUAUAUGGAAGUGACUCUGAAAAUACUUCAGCAAUGGCAUCUGAGUCCCUGAGCAACAGCAAGGGCAGGCACAGGAAAACCCCCCGCAGGAGUGCUGCUGUGGCUGCCAACAAGCUGAGGCUGAUGAGUGAUGUGGAGGAAGAGGUGUCGAGCUCGGAGAGCAUCGGGAUCUGCAGGAACAGGAAGCUGCCGCACCGCAACGCCUCGGCCGCCGCCAGGAGGAUGCUGCUGGAAGGCUCCGAGGAUGAGGCAGGCCUGAAGUCUGAGAGUGACAAAGAAAUGGAAGAGCAGCUCACCAAGAGGAAAGCUCUUCCUCAGCCUGGCUGCUCUGCUCCACGAAGGAAAUUUGUCAGCGAAUCUGAGAAUGGAAGUUCGGAUUCUGAGCCCGACACGCAGAGCAAGCAGAAGAGCUGGCAGAGCAACGGGCACAAACAGCUCCGGGGCCCUGGCUGCUCUGUGUCUCCCAAAGUGAAAAGUCCCACCUUAGACUUCUCAGAGGAGGACUCCAAAAGCCAUAAUUCUGAGGAUGGGGGCAGCCAAAAGGUUUCAGAGCAGUCAACACCUGCCCAUCACAAGCCUGCAGUGAGCAAUUCUGAGGAUGAGGCGGACUCUGAGUCGGACAGGUGGAACGGCAGGAAAGCCUCUGGGCUGCAGCUGUCUCCUCCUUUAAAAAAAGCAAAGGUCUUGAGUGAUCUGGAGGACACAGCAGAAUCUGAAGCAGAAACCAGAGAGGAGGAGAAGAGUUUUGUGUGGGAGAGCUUGGUGCCCACUAAGAUUGUGAGGAGUUCCAAAUCUGGAGCUGCCUCCAGCUUCCAUCGCUCUUCUGAUUCAGACUCGGAGAGCGAUUCCAAUAACAGCAAUUACUGUGAAACUUCUGCAAAAGCAAAGAUGAGGAAGAGGAAAGGAAAAACAAAAAUAGUUAAAAAAGAGCAAACAUCAGAGGAGGCCAGCCAGAGUGCCAAGGUGCUGCGGAGCAGGACGUGCAUCAUCAACUACAAGAAGCACAUCAGGGUGUGCAGCGUGGGGGAGAAGAAGAACCCCCGCAGGUGCGCCACGCUGGCAGCCAGCAAGAUCAAGAUCAUGAGCGAUGCCAAGGAGGAAUUAUCCAGCUCAGAGAGUGUUUACCCAGCCAGGAGGAACCGCAGGCAGCUCCAGGGCAGCGCGUCCUCAGCCUGCAGGAAGAAGCUGUUCAACAGCUCGGAGGUGGAGGCUUGUUCCAAGUCUGAAAAUGAGAGCGAGCGGGUUCCUGGCAGGAAAAAACCUUCCUGCUCUGAAUCUGCUGUUUCUAAAAGGAAAUAUAUUAUUGAGUCUGAGAAUGAAAGGACUGACUCGGAGACAGAGACUCAGCAGCAGAGCGAUAACCACGUGCAGCCACACGAACCCCUCUGUGCUGCAGCUCUGAAUAAUUUUGACUACGACUCCUCGGAGGAGAAUUCCACAAACCACAGGGUAGAAAAUGGGGGAAACUGGGGAAUUUCUAGGCAGGCAGCUUCAGCCCACAACCAUUGUACGAGUAACUCCGAAGAGGAGGUAGAUUCUGACUUAGCUAAACUUGAAACUAAAAAUACCAGAGUAGCAGCAAAUAAAAAACCCAGAGCUUCUUUCAAGAGAUUAAAACGGGUGGAUGACUUCAAAGAAACGACAGAAUCCAAAACUGGGGGGAAAAAAGAGGAGAAAAGCUCUGUCUCCGAGGAUGUGGAAGCACCUGGGACUGCAGGAAGCUCCAAAACCAGCUUGCCCUGUUUCUCCUCGGACUCUGGAACCGACACCACCAUCUGCAGCGACGCCACGGAAACCAGGAAGCGCAAGAGGAGAUGCAAAGGCAGCAGGAGAGAAACCCUGAACCACGACUCCCUGAAGCCUUGCAGGAGGAGGCCGCAGCGCAGGAAGCGGCGGAAAGGCAGCCAGGAGCAGGACUCGGAGGAGCUGGAGUUCAGCCAGGCCCAGCGGCGGCAGCGGCGCUCCAAGAUCCGCACGCGCAACGGCGGCCGGCGCACCGUGCGCUACCACGACGACGAUGACGACAGAGCCCUCGAGGAGGCCGCCUGCGAAACGUAACCUUAACUAAAGGAUAGCCA